AAUUUUCCUUUAGAUCGUCUUUUCAACCGAAAUCGCUACACAGGGAAACGGAGUAAUUCUCCUGAGGUAAUCUCUUAGGGUAGAGUUAAGUAGUCGAAAAGUCGUCCAAAAUGGUGAACAUUCCGAAGGAACGCCGCACGUACUGCCCAGGCAAGAAGUGCAAGAAGCACACCAAGCACAAAGUCACGCAGUACAAGACUCAGAAGAAGUCUGGUUUCGCCCAGGGAGAUCGUCGUUAUAACGCCAAACAGAAGGGUACCACAAUAUACUUUUAGAUUGAUCGUCGUUAGAAUGCCAGAAAAAAGGGUACUAUUUUCGAUUCAUUUUUCGAACCAGCACCAAGAUGAUGCGUGAUUUAGGUGAUAGUCUCAGUAGGUAUUGCACAGACGCACUCCUUACUCCAGAUAGGCUGCGUGAUUUGUACGAUCUUUAGAAGAUGCGACAUGAAAUCUAAAUCCUUCAGUCUGGCGUUUUUUCAGAAAGGCUUUUAGAUCCUAGAAGAGUAAUACAACAGCUGCAUCGGGCACUUCAGCAUAGUAUUCUAUCAAUACCAAUUCUCACUUUGCACAGGUUUCGGUGGUCAGACCAAGCCGGUCUUUAGAAAGAAGGCCAAGACGACCAAGAAGAUCGCCUUGAAGUGGGAGUGCACCAAGUGCAAGCACAAGCGCACUGUCCCGAUCAAGCGUUGCAAGCACUUCGAGCUCGGUGGUGAUACCAAGAAGAAGGCUGGUGAGUCUCAGUUCGGAGGAAAGUACCGUUAAUUUGUCGAGUCGCUGGCAGACAUAUCUUCUUUUGUAUUCGACCAUUUUUAUGCCUCCGCAGAAGCCGAGACAGCGUUUUCGCUUUGAAGCUUCUCGACGGUGGUUUUAGACGACGGGCGAGGACGACAACAACAUUCAGUGGGUCGAUAAGCAGUUUUCUAGGUGAGGUUGGGAGUCUGAUUUCUCUACCGUACACUCAUGAAUCAGGGACUGCCGGAAGGGACAACUCAACGACUACUGAUAUGAUCAGAAGCUGACUACUCUCUCAGAGAACCACAAAACAUCCGGUGGACGCGCA
Messenger RNA from Amoebophrya sp. A25, 1059 nucleotides. Lineage: Eukaryota; Dinophyceae; Syndiniales; Amoebophryaceae. The record is from the annotation of a GenBank genome assembly.